Molecule: messenger RNA, 2290 nt
Organism: Suricata suricatta (meerkat)
Lineage: Eukaryota; Metazoa; Chordata; Mammalia; Carnivora; Herpestidae
Gene: CNOT7
Product: CCR4-NOT transcription complex subunit 7
Exons: 7
Coding region: 280-1137 (285 amino acids)
Cellular component (GO): P-body; CCR4-NOT complex; CCR4-NOT core complex
Molecular function (GO): poly(A)-specific ribonuclease activity; nucleic acid binding
Source: RefSeq, a predicted model, not a curated record
GACGUGCGAGAAGCGACGGCGCAGCACGGCACGGCGCAGCCCCGGCUCCCCUUUCCCCCUUGCUGGGCGUGAGGUGUCUAUGGGGCACCCGCUGCUGCCGCCGCUACCGCCACCGCCACCGCCGCUGGUUGCUGUCUCUAUGGCGAGGAGGAGGAGGAGGAGCGCGAGCUCAGCGACACAAGUACAAAAAUAAAGGAUAAAGUAUUUUAUGAAACAAACAAAUCGUCAAUCAAGUAUAAUAUUUUGAUGCUUGGCAUCUAGACUUCUUGUGCCCUCACUAUGCCAGCAGCAACUGUAGAUCAUAGCCAAAGAAUUUGUGAAGUUUGGGCUUGCAACCUGGAUGAAGAGAUGAAGAAAAUUCGUCAAGUUAUCCGAAAAUACAAUUACGUUGCUAUGGACACCGAGUUUCCAGGUGUGGUUGCAAGACCUAUUGGAGAAUUCAGGAGCAAUGCUGACUAUCAGUACCAACUCUUGCGAUGUAAUGUAGACUUGUUAAAGAUAAUUCAGCUAGGACUGACAUUUAUGAAUGAGCAAGGAGAAUACCCUCCAGGAACUUCAACUUGGCAGUUUAAUUUUAAAUUUAAUUUGACGGAGGACAUGUAUGCACAGGACUCCAUAGAGCUACUGACAACAUCUGGCAUCCAGUUUAAAAAGCAUGAGGAGGAAGGAAUUGAGACCCAGUACUUUGCAGAACUUCUUAUGACAUCAGGAGUGGUGCUCUGCGAAGGGGUCAAAUGGUUAUCAUUUCAUAGUGGUUAUGACUUUGGCUAUUUAAUCAAAAUCUUGACCAACUCUAACUUGCCUGAGGAAGAACUUGACUUCUUUGAGAUCCUUCGAUUAUUCUUUCCUGUCAUAUAUGAUGUCAAGUACCUCAUGAAGAGCUGCAAAAACCUCAAAGGUGGUUUACAGGAAGUUGCUGAGCAGUUAGAGCUGGAGCGGAUAGGACCGCAGCAUCAAGCAGGUUCUGACUCACUGCUCACAGGAAUGGCCUUUUUCAAAAUGAGAGAAAUGUUCUUUGAAGAUCAUAUUGAUGAUGCCAAAUAUUGUGGUCAUUUGUAUGGCCUUGGUUCUGGUUCAUCCUAUGUACAGAAUGGCACAGGGAAUGCAUAUGAAGAGGAAGCCAACAAGCAGUCAUGACAUGAAAUAGUCCUUUUAUUUUUAUCUGAGCUACACACAAGCUUGUAUAUAGGUUUUAUCUCUGGUUGAAUCCCUUGAACAAUAGAUAAUACUAUUUUUUUUUCUUUCAUAGCCCAUUUUAUUUUCUGCCUUUCAGUACUAGUAUGACCAUUCCUAUCUCAGAUCUUAAUAAAUAGAAAAGCAUUCAGGUUAAAUUUGGCCUUAAUAUCCUUGUUAGCAGGCAUGUGUGACAGAGAGUGGGGAAGGCUGCAUCAUACUGCGUGUUUUGAUAAACUUUACCUGCUUGGGCUUGGUUUGUUUCUCCCCUUUCCUAAAUUAACUAGCACUGACUGUAAUUUAUUUCCCUGUUUCAUGUCUCCCUUCCAUUCUACAGGAGUUUUAGCUAUUUGAGAUUGUGGACCAUCAAUUUUGCACUUUAGAGAGUGAUUCUGACUCAAAUCCUCUGUUUUAUCAGCAAUUUUGGCUUUUCUUGGUCUUAGCUGGAAAAAUGACCAUCUGCCAAUCUUAUACAGUAUUUACUUGUUUUUGACCCAUGGAAGUAGCACAUGCAUUGUGCAAACGGUUGAUUCAGCAACACUUCAAAAAAAAAAGACAAAAGACUACUGAGGAGCUAGUGACUGCGGUUUCUGUACGUAGUGUUUAAUCUUCCAAGCACAUCUCGCGUCUGUCAGGUUCUCAUUGGCAUGUGUAGGCUGCUCGCACUGAAGUUCUCAAAACCAGCUUUACACCCUUCAGGAACAGUCCCUCGCGAUUGGAUAUUUAGUGGCUGCCAGGAAACUGGUACCAAGAUAUUGAAGCUGCAGUUUUUUUGUGAUAGCACACCUCCCUUUGGUCUGCUUUUUAUUCUGUCACUGUUUACCCUUAUUUCUAAUUUUAAAAAGUUUUAUAGCCAUACUUAACUCUUGCUUUGUUGAUUCCACAAACCAGUUUCUUUGAAGUCCAAAGAUAGCAAGUCUUUAGGUAUAUUUUGUACCAGAUUAAAUUAGAAGACAAAAAAUUGUGCUUUCAUAGUUGUUACAAAGAUAAAUAAUGGAGAGAUUUGGUGGAAAACAACAAAAUACAAAAAUAUAUUCUAUAUAUAGCCAUAUAUAUAUGUAAUAUACAUAUGGUUUUAUAUAUAGCUAAUAAAGUUACCUGAGGAGUGUAAUGCUUA